GCCGGCAGCGGCAGUCCCGCCCGCGGCGCGCAGCGAGCGACCGCGUGCGUACACACGUAGACAUGCAUGUGCCGAAAUUCGCCGUCGAAAAAUUCGAUCUAGUGAGAUCUGUUUUAGACAUUUACGAUCGAUAAAUCAUAUUAUUUUGUAUAACGUGAAUUAGUGCUGUGUGUGGAACGAGACGAUCGAGACUUUUUAUAAGUUUUACUACAACACAAUGGCACAGACUAUGGAACAAUCCAAACUACAUUUGUGUAUAUUAUUGAUAGUGUGGUUGGUAAGCGGCGGAGAUGGGUACAGUUGCCCCUACGGCCAGCAGUGCGGGUUCGAACCCGCGCCGCCCGGCCGAAAUCCGCCCUGCGCCCAGCCCGGCCUCACAUACUGCCUGCACCCGGAACCUUACCCGGAGCACGUGAUCCACAAAUUGAUAGAAGCGGGACAGUACGACAUCCGGACGCUGUUGACUGAUGAGAGCCGAGACGAGUUCGACGCUAAAAAGAAGGGCAGCUAUCCGUACAGUUACGGACCUAACUCGCUGCCACACGUCGACCAUAUCUCGCUGGUACACGACCCUCUGACGACCACACAUCACCACAAGGACGUGCAUAAGUAUCAUGGUCGAUUCACACCAGACAUCUUCUCCGAUAAGACGUCAUUGCAGCCGCCGUCAUCAGUCGACCCAUCCCCAUACAACGUGUACCUCCCAGCUAACAACACCAAGCUUGGCUUCAACGAUUAUGUCUCAGGUGGCAAUUACUGGAACCGCAAUCGUCAGUACGACUACACCAAGAAGGGCUUGAGGCAUCAUACAUUGAUUCCGCACUCGCCGGGCUACAACCACGGCUUCUUGAACGAGCCUAACUUGUACCCGGGGUAUGAUGUCGAGUGGUUUCGACAACCGGACUCCGACAGCGUCACUCAAUACAAUCCUACCGAAUGGUGGAAGUAUAUGACACCCUCCAGGUCUGAUGGUGUGACGAUCCAACGGUCGAUAUCGUUUCCGGCGCACACAACCACGGUACGCCGGCGCCGCAACGCCGAACUGGUGCAAGCUGCUUCCAAGAGGAAGUUGACCGGCGCUGAGGCUCUCAGGAUAGCAUUAGGACUGGCUAACGAGGACAGCUCUGCUGAACGACCUCGGCGACAAGCGCAGGACAAUACACAAGAGUUGUGCCGAGUUAGGACGCAAUUCAUCACCCCGCGGGCGGCGCUCAACAACAAGGGCAACUGGAGAUAUGUCGUUAACAUGGCUGACAAUAUGACACAACUGGUGCGCGCUGAAAUUUGCGCGUCUACUGAGUGUAAUGGUUUGUGCACAAUACCUCUAGGAUAUAGUUCUCGCUGCGAACAAAAAUACAUUCAGAAGCGUUUAGUUGCACUGGAAACGAGCGGUCAGACACUCUACACGGAUUUGUUUUGGAUACCCAGCUGCUGUCAGUGCACCAUAGUCAACAAUAAUUGAAGCUUCAAGAAAAUUCAGUCACUGUGGUAAUAUCCCCGUCCUUGAAGUAUUUGGCAUCCUUGUUUUUCCCCUACUUAAUACUAGAUGGCGCCGUAAGCAAUUAUUAUGUGACUAUUGUUUCAAGGUUUUUAUAUUAUUGGAACUUUUUUUUGACAUGACAUCUUAUGUUUAGAUUAAAAAAAUAGUAAUUAAAUAUGGUUUUGCCUUUACGUUAUAGAGAAUUACGUGAAGCAUCCUAAUUACUGAGUAUUAUCCAAUGUAUUAAAAAUGAUAUAGGAUAUUUGUAAAGAAUUAAAUUUU
Molecule: messenger RNA, 1762 nt
Organism: Papilio polytes (common Mormon)
Lineage: Eukaryota; Metazoa; Arthropoda; Insecta; Lepidoptera; Papilionidae
Gene: spz5
Exons: 8
Coding region: 218-1462 (414 amino acids)
Biological process (GO): innate immune response; regulation of Toll signaling pathway; central nervous system formation
Cellular component (GO): extracellular region
Molecular function (GO): growth factor activity; Toll binding
Source: RefSeq, a predicted model, not a curated record